AGGGAGGAGCAUCGCUGCUUACAUUCAGCGCAGACAAAGCGACUCUCAGUCCAUCGCUGGAUAUUCUUCCGUGAACAGAGACAGUCCGCUGUGACAGUAAAAUCCAAGCCAGAUGUUCAACCGGACCACAGGUGUGCCUUCACCUUACCCAGAUUCAGGUGUUGCCCCGUUCAUCAACGUGCCACAUGUCUAUCGCCUGUAUCCAGAGUUUCCCGCGUACAGAGCGACGAUGGCCCCAUUCCCACGUCAACAGCACAGUGUGACGCCCUCAAGUGUGCCAACAAAACAGGAGAAGUGUUACAACCCUCAUGACCCCACACUUACAUUUGUGAAUGGAGAGGAUGAUUUGGACUUUUUGUGUGAAGGCUUCAAAUCUCUCAGAGCUAAGAUGUCCUGUGGUCAUGCUGUGACCCCGACCUCUCUCACCAACUGGUGUCGCAGGUUGUUGGAGCAGGGUAAAAGCAGGUUUGUGUGUGGUGGGUCUGGUUGUAGUGCUGAGUGGACUUUUGCAGAGGUUUGUAAAAUGGCUCUUCUGGACCCUCAAGAAAUGGAGUACUUUCAAAAAACCAUGGAAUUCAACGCUGCCAGGCAGACACUUACUACUAAGUUGUGUCCUGGAUGUGGAUCCACUGUGGUGAGAGAGAAUGGAUCAGACUUGAAUGUCCUCUGUAAAGUGUGCACAGCAGUAAAAGGACGGCCGUUUGAAUUCUGCUGGCAGUGUUUGAGGGAGUGGAAGGGUGCACGGCCUCGGAAAGACCGCUGUGGAAAUCGUGGCUGCUGCAACCCAUCAUUAGAAACAUUAAAGAAAUGCCCGGAUAUAACAUUAUAUGAAGAUGAGUAUGAGUGUCAGUAUGGAGUCCAUGUGUGUCCCUCUGUCCGUGCCUGUCCCACCUGUGGUUUGCUGUUGGAGCACAGCAAGAAGGAUUGCCCAUCAGUUGAUUGCCCUCGAUGUAGUGUGACAUUUUGUUUUGUGUGUCUGAAACACUCUGGCGAAUGUUUCACCAGUUGCAUUGCUGCCCCCAGACAGACCUCUAUACCUGUGUGGAAGAAGAAAUAAUGGGAAAUGCUGUUAAGUUUCACUUUCUUUUAUUGAGAGUGCCUUUUCUAAAUUAAUUCACUAUGCUCUAUUUUAAAUUCUCUGCUUUGAAUAACAUCACAUAAUAAAUAAAAAUUGUUGUGUUUUAUUACUGAGAAAUUUACUACCAGAUGCGAUCUAUACAGUUGUGUCAUGUCUGAGGUCUAAUGAUAAAUCUGAAAAAUGUUGUUCAUUUAUAAACUUAGAAUAAGAUUAAACAUUCUGUGUGCA
This is a messenger RNA of Oreochromis niloticus (Nile tilapia), 1306 nucleotides long. RefSeq lists its product as uncharacterized. The transcript has 5 exons. NCBI's taxonomy places the organism in Eukaryota, Metazoa, Chordata, Actinopteri, Cichliformes, Cichlidae. The coding region runs from base 113 to 1057 and encodes 314 amino acids. The record is from RefSeq and is a predicted model, not a curated record.